This is a messenger RNA of Lineus longissimus, 3565 nucleotides long. Its product is annotated as hepatocyte growth factor-regulated tyrosine kinase substrate-like. The coding region runs from base 98 to 2389 and encodes 763 amino acids. The transcript is spliced from 17 exons. Gene Ontology annotation, biological process: endocytic recycling; receptor internalization. Gene Ontology annotation, cellular component: early endosome. The record is from RefSeq and is a predicted model, not a curated record. NCBI's taxonomy places the organism in Eukaryota, Metazoa, Nemertea, Pilidiophora, Heteronemertea, Lineidae. Gene Ontology annotation, molecular function: metal ion binding; phosphatidylinositol binding; ubiquitin binding.
CAGAGUAUGAUCAGCCAACAAGCACUAAAAUCGCCAGUCAGAACCUUGUGAUUAUUAUAUCAUUUUCAAAGUAUUCCGUCAGGAAUCUACGUUGAACAUGUUUUCUAGUAGAUCUUCUGCAUUUGAUCGAGCUUUAGAAAAAGCUACCAGCCAACUAUUGCUCGAACCUGAUUGGGAUGCUAUUCUGACCAUCUGUGAUGCAAUUCGUCAAGGAGAUGCUACGCCCAAGUAUGCUUUGGCUGCUAUAAAGAAGAAGUUGGCAAGUGAGAACCCUCAUGUGUGCAUGUUUGCACUUCAGGUUCUGGAAUCUGCCGUGAAAAAUUGUGGGUCGACUAUCCACGGAGAGGUUGGCAGCAAGGAGUUUAUGGAAUUCUUGAAAGACCAGGCAAAGACAAGAACUGAUCCAGUGAAACCCAAGAUCCUUGAACUGAUUCAGGUGUGGUCACACGCGUUCAGAAACGACCCUAGUCUCCGAGCUGUCCAGGAUACAUUCCACCUCAUGAAGGUCGAAGGGUAUUCUUUCCCGGCUCUGAAAGAGUCUGAUGCCAUGUUUUCUGCUGAGAGAGCACCAGAAUGGAAAGAUGGUGAAGUCUGCCACAGAUGUCGGGUGGCAUUUGGAAUGGUCCAGCGCAAGCACCAUUGUCGCAAUUGUGGAGAGAUUUUCUGCGCUAAGUGUUCUGCCAAGACGUCUAUCAUACCCAAAUAUGGUAUCGAGAAAGAAGUGCGUGUUUGUGAUGGCUGUUAUGGACUUCUAAACAAGCCAUCAUCUGCUGUGAAAGGGAAACCAUCUGAAGAUGACCUGCCUUCAGAGUACCUGUCAAGCAGUCUGUCUCAGCAGGCUCAGAGCCCUGCACCCACCCAGCGAUCGACAAAAGAACAAGAGCUUCAAGAGGAAGAGGAACUGCAGUUGGCUAUUGCUUUGUCACAGAGCGAAGCUGAGAGCAAGGAAAAAGAGUCUAGCAAGUCUGACCGAAAUAGAGAUCGAAUGCGUCAGAACUACAGCCUGUACACUGGAUCGCCAGAGAGAAAUACCUCACCAGCACCCCUCACAAAUUCAGGUUCUGCGCCGAUGUUGGACACGAGUGACAUGGACCCAGAGCUAGCCAGGUAUCUGAACAGGAAUUACUGGGACAAGAAGAGUAAUGAGCAGAGCAGGAACACUGCCACCACAAGCCCCACUCCGAGCGCCCCGACAGCUUCAUCAGAACCCAAGGUCGUCAACAAAGUACAGGAGAACUACCAAAACGGAGAGACAAGUGAAGAUUCGGAGCAGUUUCUUGCGGCCCUGAAGGGUAGCAUUGAGAUCUUUGUCAAUCGUAUGAAGAGCAACUCGCAAAGAGGCCGUAGCCUCAACAAUGAUUCAUCGGUGCAGACGCUGUUCCGCACGAUCAACGACAUGCAUCCACAACUCAUGAAGUACAUGAAUGAACAGGAGGAAUUGAGAGGUCAUUAUGAGAGUCUACAAGAUAAAUUAGCGCAGCUCAAGGAUGCACGGGAAGCUCUGAAUGCCCUGAGGGAAGAUUACCAGGAGAAGAAACGGUUGGAGGAAGAGGCGAAAGAAAGAGAGAGGCAGAUUCAGAUGGCGCAGAAACUCGAGGUCAUGAGAGUCAAGAAACAUGAGUACCUUGAGUUCCAACGUCAGCUGGCCAUCCAGCGCAUGGCCGAGCAGAAGCAUGAACUGCAGAUGCGACUGGAGCAACAGAAGCAACUGACUCAGAUGAGGCAGAUGCAGCAAUAUGUCUACGCCAAUCCACAGCAACAGCAGUUCAUCCACCCUGGGCAAGGAUUUAGCCCUGCAGGCUCCCUUGAGAGUUCUCCAGUACAUCGAUUCCAGCAACAGCAACAGCCUGGGAUGUAUAACCCACAGCAACCCAUGAGUAUGCCUGUUGGACAGAUGGGAAUGGGUGUUCAGCCACCAGGUGGAGCUGCCCCAACAACCGGGUACAGCCAGCAAAAUUACCAACAGCCAACUGGUCAGACUGCGAGCACGACAACGACAUACCAAACACCACCCCCAGGUGGAUAUCAGCCGCCUGUUUCCACGUACCAGGGAGUGCAGGGGCCCUACCCGGCUAGCUCGCAGCCUUCGAUGCAGCAGCCCCCUAGUGGUGUCCAGUCUGGGUAUAUGGGGCAACAACAGCAUAUGGACUACCAAAACUUCAACAUGCAGAAUAUGGGGAAUGCAUUACCACAGCAACAGCCCCUACCCCAACAAACAGGACCAGGCGGGCCGUACAACCAACAACCCCAAUAUAUGCCCCAACAGGGUGGCGUGCCAGGGCAGUAUGUACAAGGGGGAAUCCCUGGUCAGUCCCUGCCACAAGAUGGUGGCCAUCCUCAGCAACAACUGGUGCAAUCAGGGUCUGAACAACUAAUCUGUUUUGAUUAGUAUAUACUCGCAUAAUUCGUGUCUUCGCUGAUUGUUUAAAUUGUAUGUGUGUAUAUAUAUGUUGUAAGUUUGUGAUCAUGUGUUGACCACUGUUCUAAUUGAUAAGUAAAAGUAAACCAUUUUCUGAUUGAUACCUAAAAUCUAUAAUGAAAAUGAGGUCAAAUUGGCUAGCGUGACUUACAUGUACUGUUAAAGAACUGGUCAUCUACUGUUCUGUACUUGUAUAUGAUGGUACGGAAGGCACAUAAUAUUGUGGACAAAGAUAUAUAUUGACCAUCACUGAUUAAUGUAACUGUAGUGUCAUCCAUAAUCAUCUUUACCACUAAGCUUAGGGAGAACAAAAUGUUGCCAAAAGUUUGUUUUCGUUUGUUCGGGGUUGAGGGUGUCAGAGGUAUGUUGUUUUUGGUAUCAAAUGCCACUUGUGAGCAACAUAUUCGUCAGUCGUUAAUGAAUUUGUCCAGAAAUAGGUUUUUGACUUGAGGUGUAUUAUAAUGUAUUUGAUAGACAUAAGGCAUGAAUGACAUAAAAUUGUUUCUGCUUCAAACUCCCCCACUGUGGACAAGUGUGGCAUAGGUAUUCAUUGUUAUGCAGACAGGAAGAACAGUUGAAUGCCCACAUUCUGUGUUAUUUCGGUCUGACAAGUGCACAUUUUAAUGCCACUGGAGUAUAGCUGAUAUGAUACUAAAAAAUGCCUGUGUGGUGUUGACCUACCCCGCAUUACAAACGAAUGCUCACUAGUCUCUUCUGGCAUGUAUAACACAAUAUGCUUGUUCACAGUGUACCCACUUCAAUAUAAGGGUGGAUAUGUACUGUACCUGUAUUUCAGUAUUGUUAAAUUAGUCGCAAAAUCUUUGUCUAAUAAACUGGCAUUACCUGAUACAAUUAAUUCACUCAACUAUUUGUAUAUCAUGUAGUGUUCAGUCGAAUCAGGAUGUGAGCUAGGCGGUAUCGUCCUUUGCACUAACUUUGCAUACAUGUAGAUGGUGUACUUACAACUGCUUUUGCUCAUUGGAUGCCAAACCAGUGGUCGUUCUCCAAACGCCAGAAUACUAUCUGCAACUUUUCUGUUAUUUAUUUAAGCUUCAUCGAGUAUGUGAUAACAUGACUGUAUAAAUCAAUUAACUGCAUGUGCAGAAUGUAUGCCUGUCAAUAAAGUAGCUUAUCAAUGGACUCUAA